Mesitornis unicolor (brown roatelo) is the source of this 2792-nucleotide messenger RNA. It is a transcript of the gene MAML1, whose product is annotated as mastermind-like 1 (Drosophila). Gene Ontology annotation, molecular function: transcription coactivator activity. Gene Ontology annotation, cellular component: nucleoplasm. Gene Ontology annotation, biological process: positive regulation of transcription of Notch receptor target. Lineage: Eukaryota; Metazoa; Chordata; Aves; Mesitornithiformes; Mesitornithidae. The transcript is spliced from 4 exons. The annotation marks the transcript as partial. The record is from RefSeq and is a predicted model, not a curated record.
CAGCUCCACGAGACUGUGAAAAGAAAGCUUGAUAGCGCUGCUUCCCCUCAGAAUGGAGACCAGCAGAACGGCUACGCUGAUGUAUUUUCUGUGUCCAAGAAACUGCGUCGUGAUGAUGGCCUUGGUGGAGUGAGUGGUUCUUCCAAUGGAAUGCCCCCUGUGUCUCCGCUCCAUCAUCUUGACAAGAAAUCUGGCAGUGGAGAUACCUUACAACUUAAUGGAAAACAUCCAAUGGGGCUAGAUGGCAUCAGCAAGAAGUGUCUUCCAGAUUCCAGCCUGCAAAUGAACGGAGGUGGUGAUGCUGAUGACUCAUUUCCUCUGAGUCUGAACAAAGAGCUGAAGCAGGAGCCCGUAGAUGAUCUUCCAUGUAUGAUUGCUGGAGCAGGGGGUUCCAUAUCUCAGAAUAACUUGAUGCCUGAUCUUAAUCUUAAUGAGCAAGAGUGGAAGGAACUUAUUGAGGAGCUUAAUAGAUCAGUGCCUGAUGAAGACAUGAAGGAUCUCUUUAAUGAAGACUUUGAAGAGAAAAAAGAUGCAGAUUCUUCAAAUUCAGCUGCACAGACUCCAUUGCCACAAGAUAUUAACAUAAAGACGGAGUUUUCCCCAGCACCCUUUGAACAGGAACAGAUAGGAUCUCCCCAGGUUAGAUCCACUUCUUCAGGCCCAGCAUUUAUUGGUCCUGCGUCUGUACCUGUAAGCACCGCUUCUCCAGUGGUUGGUAGUUCUCAGGCUAUGUUUCAGCCUUCCAGUCAGUCAAUGACUGAAAAUCCUAAUCAGCCCAUGAUGCAGGCAUCAAACCACUCUCAGAACGUCCAGAGGCCUCUCCCCAAUGUGUUGUUACCUGGGAAGGGCACAGGAAGUGCCAAAGAAAUGUCUUCUGCUCAUCAACUUCAGCAAAUUGCUGCCAAGCAGAAAAGAGACCAGAUGUUGCAGAACCAGCAGCAAGCUUCGCAGGUCCACCAAACAAAUCAGAUGUCUACGUGGCAGCAGUCUGGGCCUUCUCAUAGUCCCUUGGCUGUCCCAUACAGCAUGGAAAAUCCCACCAGCCCAUCGGUUUACCAGCCAGACUUCAACAGUCAGAAACUCAUGAUGCCUAAUAUGGGAAACAAAAGCUCACCGAGAGCUGGAGGCAAUUACCAUGUGAACAUUUUGGGUCAUCAACAAAACAGCUUGAACCAGAACCCUGUGAACAGUCAAGGCUCUAUGCUAGACUACGGGAACACCAAACCUCUUUCACAUUACAAAGCAGAAUGUGAGCAGGGGGUCACAGUACCUGGUCAGAACAAGACUCCCAUGUUGGCAUACAUACAACAGCGCCAGCAGCCGCCGCUGUCUCAUGUGAGCGAUGACCAAAAUGGGAUGAUCCUGUUGAAACCCAAGUCUGCAAACAUUGCCUACCGACUACCGCACAGUCAGGAUCAAAACCCUUCUCCGAACGUUCCCCGCGUUCCCGUUUCUGUCCCAGGUGCUGGUGUGGGUGCCCAGGCUCCCAACGUCUCUAUGGCAGGUAACCACAGCAACCAGCCCUAUCUCAGCAAUCAGCAGCAAGCAGCAGUGAUGAAGCAACACCAAAUGCUGAUGGACCAGCAGAAGCAGAGGGAGCAGCAACAAAAGCACUUGCUCAUGGAGCAGCAGAAGCAGCAAUUCCUAAUGGAGCAGAGACAGCAGCAUCUUCUGGCAGAGCAGGAGAAACAGCGGCAGCAGCAAGAGCAGCAGCUGCAGCGGCAUCUGACUCGACCACCUCCCCAGUAUCAGGAUCAGCCACAGAAUCCAUACCAGCAACAGGUUGGGCAGUUCACAGGGUCAUCUUCAGCCAUGCCUGGGGUCAGUAAUUUAGGACAGUCCAGCUCCAGUAGUCCACGGAUGUUUCCUCAGACCCAGAACAUGAUUCAGAUGGGACCUGGACACAGUUCUGUUCCUCCGCUCCAGUCAGGCUCCAGUCAGCAGGAUCGGGGUGUGACUCAGUAUACCAAUAUGCAAAACAUUCAGCGAGGGGGAUUAUACAACUUGGCGUCUGGUAUGACACAGAUGGUUCCCCAGCAUGCAACUCAAAGUGCCAAUGGACAGCCACCGAUGCAGAGACAAGGCAGCUUGGGCCAGGGUGCUGCCGUUCCUGCUGGGUAUGGACAGAACACCUUAGCAAACUCGAGUAUUUCUCAGCAGCACAAUAAAGGUGCACUGAAUCCAACCUUAUCUAAGCCACAGAUGGCAAGAGUACCAGCUGCUAUGGGGGCUCAAAAUCCAUCUUGGCAACACCAAGGUAUCCCUAAUAUUAACAGCCAGACACAAGCAAACAGUGGCUUAGGACCAUUUACUGCCAGCUCCUCUUUCCACAUGCAGCAAACUCAUCUAAAGAUGGCCAACCAACAGUUUGCCCAAGGAAUGCCUCAGGUAAGCCUAAGCACCAGCAGACCAAUGACUUCCAUGAAUGCUGCCGUCUCUGGGCAGAUGUUGUCAUCGUCUUUAGGUGCACAGCAGCGGACAAACCCACCUACGCAACAGCAGGUACCCUCACAGCAAGUCUUGCCUGGCAUGAACCAGACUGUUCCAGAUCUGAAUGCUUUCAACCAGAAUCCAAAUCAGCAAAUGCCCAACAGAGGUAAUCUGCACUGUAGUCAAGGGUACCCUGUGAGGACAACCAGUCAAGAGCUGCCUUUUGCCUACAGCAGCCAGUCAGGCAGUAAUGGACUUCAGAGCUUAACUGGGGACACAGAUCUGAUAGACUCUUUGCUGAAAAACAGGACUUCAGAGGAGUGGAUGAAUGACUUGGAUGAGUUGUUAGGAACCCAUUAAAA